Hyla sarda is the source of this 11189-nucleotide messenger RNA. It is a transcript of the gene PTPRQ, whose product is annotated as protein tyrosine phosphatase receptor type Q. NCBI's taxonomy places the organism in Eukaryota, Metazoa, Chordata, Amphibia, Anura, Hylidae. Gene Ontology annotation, biological process: protein dephosphorylation. The coding region runs from base 182 to 10552 and encodes 3456 amino acids. The record is from RefSeq and is a predicted model, not a curated record. The transcript has 63 exons. Gene Ontology annotation, molecular function: protein binding; protein tyrosine phosphatase activity.
UAAAGAGCGAGUAGUGGAGUGGAACUGCUGGCCACAUUUGUAGAGUAGCAGUCACGUUGUACCACUAUGAGCUCCCAGCUUCUUCUACUGGGGAUUGCUUGUGAGACUGAAUUCUCAGGAAAAGACAGUGAGGAGGUAUACUAAAACGUGUGGCAAAUGAUGCAUCAUAAUCGCUUACAAAAUGGACACCAUAAUUCUAAGUCUGCUUCUAUUUAAGGGUCUUUUCCAGAUGGUACAGAACGUGCAGUGUGGAGGUAAAGGAACAGAAAAUGUUGCACUCAGAGUGGAGUGGCAUACGUUUCCUGAAAAUCUGAAUCCUGAUAGUUAUUUUGUGUUAUGUAACACAAAUAGCGAACACCCUCAGAAUCUGUUGAAGUCAGUGGUAGUUCACCAAGCUUACAGUCCAUUCAUAUCAUUGAAUAACCUAAAGCAAGCGGAUGAUUAUAACAUCACCAUAAAAUCAAUAAAAGAUGGCAAUAUCCUGAGUGAUAAAUCAUUUCUAACAAACGCAGUAAAGUUAAAAGAUAUAAAUAUUGCUGUGACUACUACUUCAGUAUCAUUCAACUGGAGCAGGAUUCAUGGAGACAUUUUUGUUUUUAAUGUCCUCAACAACUCUACUGAAUUGAUGCUGCUUGAAGACAAGUUUUAUGAAGUGAGCAAUUUGCUACCGGGAUCUCUUUACAAUUUUCAAUUUUUUGUGAAACAGCGCUAUGCUGGUUUUAUAAAUGUAUCUCAGGAAAUGUAUAUUCCAGUUGAAACAGGGCUAUGUUCUAAGGGCUGGUUUGCAUUUAAAAACAGCUGCUAUAAGAUGAUGUUGGAUAAUAAGCCUUGGGCAAGUGCUGAAGAAAGCUGCGAAUCACUUCACACUGGAGCACAUCUUGUAAAUAUUCAAACAAGCGAUGAAUAUUCAUUUUUAUCUUCGUUCUUGCAUAUAAAAAAUGAGUUAAUCUUGCUUUGGAGCGGCCUCUCUGAUCUAAAGGUUGAGGAAGAACUUUUGUGGACAGAUGGAUCUGCUUAUUCUUUGCAUAAAGAUGAAGUAAUAUUGUUGUCACACUUGCCUAAAAAUGAUACAGACUGUUAUGCUUUACAACAAAAUGCAACAGGUCCAAAUUAUUUUUUUACAGCAUUCUUCUGCCUCGUGGCCUUACCUUACCUGUGUGAAUAUGAGUUCCCAGUUGUUUCAGAAAAGUUUACAUAUUCGGUGGAAGACAUUUCAGAAAGUGAAGCACUGUUCAGAUGGAAUAAUUUUCCUUUUUUUUCUCAAAACAGAUAUAACCUUUUUGUUAAAUAUUAUUCCAGUAGCUCAAAUGAACGUUUUGAAAAUGUAAGCCGAAAUUCUACAUAUGUGUCCAUUGAGAGGUUAAAUCCCGGACUCAGUUACAGUUUUAUUUUGUGUAUGAAAGAUGACAAAGGGUCACAACAAAAUCUAAGUCCAAUCAUUUCAAUACAAACAAGACCAGUGAAUCCUGGGAAUCUAACAGUUGAAAACAUAUCAUCAACUAGUAUAUCUUUAAAAUGGAAUCCACCAACUGGCCCAUUUAGUGAAUUUUUCUGUGGUUACCAUAUGACAAUCUGGGAUAUUGAAGGAAACACGUUUGUAACCUUCACGAAAGAAAAGAACCAAACUCUAACUACUCUUCCGAAUCUGAAACCAUAUCACAAGUAUACAAUAUUUCUACAAACGAUAGCAGAGAGUGGGACAUUAAGUUUAUUGGAAAAUAAUGUGACUGUAAUAACAGAGGUUAGUCCAUUGGAAAGAGUCAGCAUUGAACCAAAUUCUGUACAAGAGGACAGUUUCAUCCUCCACUGGUCUUCUCCAGAAGAAUUUAAUCAAAUCAACAUUCAAGUUAAAUCUCUUGUGGAUAAUUCAGAAGUCUCCUACAUUGUGAAUGACACUCAUCACUUCCAUGUUAAAGAUUUAAUACCUGGAAUGACUUAUAAAAUUGGACUUUCUGUGGUGAAGAAUGGAAAUAGAAGUGAAAUGAAAAUCCUACAGCAAUCACUAAAACCUAAACCAGUUACCCUGGUGGUCCCAAUUGAGGAGAACACACACAGUGUAAAGCUGUUUGUUCAGAUGCCUAAUGAAGGAAUAUUUGAUGGUAUAUUGAUAAUAAAUACAAAUGACAAAAACAGAACUCUUUCUUUUCCACUUGUGGUAUCUGGAAAAUACUUAAUCGACCAGCUCCUGCCUGGCACUGAGUAUAAUCUUAUAGUUCACACCAGGAGUAAGGACAAGCUAAGCCUUCCAUUCACAUUCUCACCGGUAAAGACAUGUUUGGCAGGUCCAAUGAAUGUACGUGAGGGGGAGGUAACUACGCAUUCUGUACAAGUCAUUUGGGAUAGAGCUGAAGGAAGUUUUCAGCAGUAUGAAAUCAUUUGCAAAAAUUGCUUCUACUCUAAUUCAGUUCAGAAAGUCACCGAAGAAACAGCAUUGUUUGUGCAGUUAACACCUGGUACAUUCUAUACAUUCUCAGUUUCCACAGAGAAACAGUUCUUUAAAGACAGUGUGCCUGUAACAAUACAUAUCCAAACAAUUCCUAGCUCCAUAACAUAUGUAAACUAUACAGUGGACACAACAUCAAUAACCGUGAACUGGCAAUUGACUAUUGGUCAGCUUGAUGGGUUUAUCAUUUCAAUAGAAGCUGGAAGCACCAACCAAACUGAAAUGGUUCAACCAAGCCAAAGACAGUAUACUUUUAGUGGCCUUUUACCUGGCAUUGAAUGUGUUAUUAGUAUUGUAACAACAUGUGGAUCAAAGAAAAGCUCUCCUGCAGUUAUAAAUCUCAGUACAGAUCCUGAGCCACCAUCAGCUCUGGAAGUUCUUGGUCAGGAGGAACAUUCCAUUUACUUAUCUUGGAAGCCACCACGUGGAAGAUAUGAUAAGUUUCAAAUAAACUACCGCUCAGCUAAUAAAGAAACAGUUUAUGGGGCAAUUAUGGCUGAAAAAGAAGCAGUGAUAAAGAACCUUGUGCCUGGAGAAGACUACAUAUUUGAGGUCCAAACAAUUAAAGGGGAGCAACAUAGUGUCCCAAUACACAAAACAGUUAGUACUAGACCCCCUGGAAUUUGUGGGUUAUCUAUUAAAGGUGUGAACACUACCACUGCUACUCUGCAAUGGGAAGCAGCUGAAAGCAGUUUUACUCAUUACAGAAUCCUAAUAAAUAACCAAACAUAUGUGAGAGACGUUAACAUCUCGAAAGCAGAGCCUGAGUAUACAGUAACCCAUCUGUAUCCUGGUGGAGUUUAUAAUGCCACAGUUCAGAGGGUGAAAGGAAACAUACUUGGGGAUAUUUCAGCUACACAGGUGGUGGCAGAACCUGAAGCCCCAAUCGCAAUGACUGCCUUCAAUAUUUCAACACACUCCUUUUCAGUAUACUGGAGGCAACCUCAUGGUUGGAUAGAAAGAUAUCAAGUGGAUCUAGUUCCUCAGCAUGGCUUUGUUACUGUCAGAGAUCUUGGAGGUGGGGAGUAUCAGGCAGAUGUCUCCAGCGUUGCUCCUGGUACCAUCUAUAGUGUAGCUGUUUCUUCAGUGUCAUCAUCUGCCUUCAGCUCCCCAGACAGCAAGUUGGUGAUGACUAACGAAACCAUUCCAGGACCUCCUGAUCACUUAGCAGGAGAACAAGUCGGCUCUGCAGGAAUCCUUCUUUCUUGGUCUAUUCCACGGAAUACAAAUGGGAAGAUUGUAGGAUACUCCGUUAUUUACAGAGAGGUUUGCCCAUGGAUGCAGUCUUCUUACACUCAAGUAGCAACCACUCCUGACAGUCUUGAAGUUCUUUUGACCAGUUUGACUCCUGGAACAACAUAUGAAAUUAAGGUGGCUGCAGAAAACAGCGCUGGCAUUGGAUCGUACAGUGAUUCUUUUCUGUUUAACACUGCAGAAAGCGCUCCAGGAAAAGUUGUUAAUCUGACUGUCGAAGCCCUUAAUUCAUCAGCAGUGAAUCUUACGUGGUUUUUACCUCGACAGCCUCAUGGAAAGAUUACCAACUUCAAGAUAAGUGUUAAACAUGCAAGGACUGGAGCAAUAGUUAAAGAUACCACUGUGAAAGUAGAAGACAUUCUGAAUGGAGCAUUGCCAGAGUGUACUGUAAAAAGCGAAUCCUAUUUAUGGAGCACAACUAGCCCUUCAUCAACUCGUGGACAAUCUACAACCACAGCUUCACUUACAUUACAGACCAUAACUUCUCAGACAUUUAAUGCCAUCUGGAAUGAACCUAUUACAUAUAUAGUGGGACAGCUUAGACCUUACACUACGUACUUGUUUGAGGUUUCAGCUGUUACCAAUGAACCAGGCUACAUUGACAGCACAAUUGUAAGAACACCAGAAUCCGUUCCUGAAGACCCUCCUCAAAAUCUUGUCAAGGGCAACAUUACAGAAAGAUCCUUCUCUGUAACUUGGGAUGCUCCAACUAUUGUGACAGGAAAAUUUAGUUACAGAGUUGAAUUGUACGGUCCCACUGGUCGUAUUCUGGAUAACAGCACAAAAGAUCUCAAGUUUACUUUUACUAACCUUACUCCUUUCACAACCUAUGAUGCAUACAUCAGUGGAGAAACAAGUGCAGGUGUUGGGCCCCGAUCCAACAUAUCUGUUUCCACUCCACCAGGAGUACCCAGCACUGUAUCUGAUUUAAAUGCAAAAGAAGUGGAAGCCAACAUGAUCACAGUUAGCUGGAGAAGACCGCAACAACCAAAUGGCAUUAUUACCAAAUACAGGGUCAGAGCAUUUGUAAAAGCAACAGGAAUGGCCAUUGAAAAUAAAAUUCUCACAGGAAAAUAUAAGUAUCCUGAUAAUUCGGAGUAUCAGACCUCAACUAUAGCGAAUGAAAAUACAAAGUCUCUGUUUUUGGGACAGUUUAAAGAAACAAUGUCUGGAGUGUAUGAAGGAUCAGCGGAUAUCUACUCGUCUGUUCAGUCAAUGUCUACUGUGGCAUUCUACAGCAGCACAGUUGUUGAGACUGUGCAAGAUGGGAUUGAUAUUGAGGCUGAACAGCUGUCUUACACUGUGGAGAAGCUUUUACCUUUUACUGACUAUACAAUCAGUGUGUCCGCUUUUACUACAAUUGGAGAAGGACCACCAACUGAUAUUGUCAUAAGGACUAGUGAGCAAGUUCCCAGCUCAGUGAAUAACAUAAGUUAUCAGAACAUCAGUUCAACAUCAGUCAUGGUCUUCUGGGACCCUCCAUUAGAACCCAAUGGGAUGAUAACCCACUAUACAGUCUAUGCAAUGGAAUUACACACAAAAGAAGCUUUUCAUGUGAUCACAAGCAACACAAGCAUGCUUCUAACAGGCUUAAAGAAGUAUAUGGACUACAAGGUGCGUGCUACAGCUUCAAACUCAGCAGGCGAGAGUGCUGUCUCAGAAGAAAAUGAUAUUUUUGUACGAACUCUUGAGGAUGCACCAGGAUCACCACCUCAGAAUCUGGUUUCAGCUGGUGUUAAUGCAACUACUAUCAAUUUGGAGUGGUCAGCACCCGCAGAACCUAAUGGCAUCAUUACACACUAUGAAAUAAUCUACACAAAUUCAACAACCAUACUUGCUCAAAACACAACAUCAACCAUCUUCACCAUAACUGAUUUAAACCCAAAUACUCUUUAUAGGAUUUCUAUUCGAGCUUACACCCAGUUUGGACAUGGAAACCAAUCGACACCAAUACUCUCAGCAAAGACAUCUGAAACUGCUCCAAGCAGUCCACCGUAUGAUUUGCUGUACCGGAACUUAUCGUCCACUAGAGUGUUGCUGACAUGGCAGCCACCUAUUUACGCUAAUGGAAUUAUACAAUUUUAUAAAAUUAACUACUGGAAUUCUUCUCACUCUCUGACAACAAAUAGUAAUGAUUCCCUGAUCGUUUUGUCAGAUCUUAAAAAAUAUUCCAAAUAUCAAGUGGUUGUAUCAGGUCACACAAUACAUGGAGAUGGAAAUCAAACCAGUGAAAUCCUAUACAUGACCACUAUGGAAGAUGUUCCUGAUGAUCCGCCCUAUAACCUGUCCUACAGAAUUCUAAACUCUACUUCCAUACAACUGUUUUGCUCUCCUCCUUCUUCUCCCAAUGGCAUUAUAAAGUAUUACACAAUCACUUGUCUUGCUGUUGCAUCUAAUGCUCGGCAUUAUAACAGCAGUACCCAGACUUUUAUAAUAAGUGACCUAAAAAAAUAUAGCGAAUACAGUAUCACUGUUAGUGCAAGUACAUCUGUGGGAACUGGACCAAGAACAAGUAGAUUGCUUCUUGUAAGAACUGGUGAAGAUGCCCCAGACAGUGCCCCGGAAAACAUAUCAUACAGAAAUGUAUCGUCAACAGAAAUUGUUGUAUCGUACUCUCCACCAGCUAUACCCAAUGGAAUAAUAUUAUACUAUACUGUAUAUAUAACUUGGCUGAAUGGCACUGUGGAGAGGGCCACAGAUACUUCUUAUCAGACACUGACUAUUACAGGUUUGCGAAAGCAUACAAGUUAUAUUCUGAAAGUCUCUGCCAGUACAGUAAAAGGUGAAGGUGUACACAGCGACCCUGUCAGCAUCACUACAGAGGAGGAUGCACCAUCUACACCUCCUCGCUUCCUUGCUGUAAGUCAGUUAUCCAGUUCCCUUGUGAAGUUAUCUUGGCUACCACCUCUGGAGCCAAAUGGAAUUAUCCUUUUUUACACACUAUAUAUCUGGGAUGAGACAUCAAACAAAACUGUUAAUAUUGAAGAUACUUCGGUGGACUUUAAGGAUUUUGAAAGCAAUCAUGAAUACAAUGCAUACGUCACAUCGAGCACUAGAUUUGGGGAUGGAAAUGUCAGAAGUGAUAUUUUAAGAUUCAAAACUCUAGAAGGAGUUCCAAGUGACCCACCUAAGAACGUAACAUAUAGAAACCUCACCUCAACAUCUGUAAAGAUUUUCUGGAACCCACCUAUUAAACCAAAUGGCAUUAUACUAUAUUAUACAUUAUACUUCAAGAAUACUUCUAACACCUAUAUGAGGAAUCUCACUUCAGGUGAUAUUUCCAUUUCAUCUGAUGGCAAUGAUUUAUCAGCGACAAUCCAUGGUCUGGCAAAAUUCAGCCACUAUGAAUUCUGGAUUACUGCAAGUACUGUAUUUGGAGAUGGUGACCAAGCAAGUGAGGUUAUUGAUGUCAACACAGAGGAAGAUGUCCCAGACUCUGAACCUAUCAUAAGAGAGUACAAAAAUCUAACAUCUACCUCAGUGCUGUUAUCUUGGGAUCCUCCUGAACAUCCAAAUGGCAUUAUAACUGGCUACUACUUACAGAUUUAUGGGCCGCAAGGAAAUUAUCCUCUAUUUACCACUCAAGUGUCCAUCGUUUUGGAUGAUCUUCUACCUUUUACCCAGUAUUUUGUAGUUGUUGCUGCAAACACAAUAAAAGGAACUGGUCCUCCAAGCCAGCUUGCCCUUCACACAGAUGAAGCAGAGCCAUCGGCACCUCCACAGAAUUUGACUUUUAUCAAUGCGAGUGACAACUCUGCUUGGUUACAGUGGAGUCCAAGUCCAAAACCCAAUGGCAUUAUACGCGCAUACAGCUUUAGAAUUGUGGAAAACAACACGCAAACUAUAUUUUAUCAGAAUAUCUCUGGUGAUCAGACUGAAGGAAUCCUCACUAAUUUGGAACCUUUCAAAACAUACAUUGCUAGUAUGUCUGCAUUCACAAAAGUUGGUAAUGGGAACCAGUUUAGCAACUCUAUCAGUUUUUCCACAAAAGAAUCUGCUCCGGAUCCUGUCCAGAAUAUUCACUGUGUUUCAACAAGUUGGCAGUCUAUACUGGUCCAGUGGGAUCCACCAUUACAUCCAAAUGGAAUAAUAACGCAUUACAUCCUAACAUUUCAAAGUGUCAGUAUCUCAGUCUUGCCUACUGAUACGGUAUAUACUUUCAGAGAUCUGUUCUCCAAUACCACUUAUUCCUUCACUGUCACAGCUGCAACUACUGCAGGGGAAGGAGUAGAGCAAGUCUGCAAUGCAACUACUAAGUUUGAGGAAGUUCCCAGUGUUCCACGAUAUGUUACUAUUUUAGACGUUGGCUCCACAAGCGUCACAUUGCAAUGGAAUAGACCAGAGUACACAAAUGGCUAUUUAAAGAGCUACAAAAUCAAUGUCCAGCUCCUUUCUACCAAGUGUACUGAUAACUAUGGUGAAUGUAUUGAGACCAGCCAAGACUUCUACUCAUACCAAGAGAAUACUAUUGAGAAGACAAUAUAUGGCCUGAAAAAGUUCAGAUGGUAUAGAUUUAAAGUUAGUGCCAGCACAAAUGCUGGAUAUGGUGCUUCAUCACCAUGGAUUAAAGUGCAGACAUUAUCUGGUCCUGCAGAUGGACCCCCACAAAAUGUUACGGCUGUUGCCACAUCACCCAACAGUAUUAAUAUCAGCUGGAGCCAACCAGCCGUGAUAACUGGACCGACCUCAUAUCUAAUCAACGUCUCAUCGGUAAUUGGCACAGAUUAUAGAAUGGAGUUUAUAAGGUUGAGUAAUGAAAGUAGGAAUAUUGAAGUAACAGGCCUGAAGCCAUUCACCAACUAUUCAAUAACAGUCAUAGCAUUCACUGGAGAUCUAGAUUCAGCUCUUACGGAUGGGAAGUCAAGCAAUCCAGUGACUGCUACUACCCUUGAGGCAGUGCCAAAUGAUUCACCUAAGAACAUAACAAUUCAGAAGAUUCCAAAUGAAGUGACCAAGAUUCAAAUGACCUUCGUACCUCCAGCUGAGCCUAAUGGAAACAUCCAAAUGUUCCAAGCACUGGUAUAUAAAGAAGAUGACCCUACAAAAUCUCAAAUCCGCAAUCUUAGUAUUGUUAAAAGAAAUGACGAAUCCGUAACUGCUAUUAUAGAAGGACUCAAAGGUGGAUAUACCUAUAAUAUCAGUAUCUAUGCUGUGAAUAGUGCUGGGGCUGGACCAAAGAUCCAGAUGAGAAUUACCACUGAUGUAAAAGAACCACCUCGCCCUCUAAUGAAACCUGUGCCUAUAUAUGAUUCCAGUGGCAGUGUUAUGGCUACCUCCACCACAAUCACCAUUAAGAUGCCAGUAUGCUACUUCAGCGAUGUCAACGGGCCAAUUAAAAAAGUGCAGAUUCUAGUCACAGAAAUAGGAGCUCAACACGAUGGGAAUAUCACCAAGUGGCACGAAGCUUAUUUCCAAAAACCCAGACCAUAUUUUACAAAUGAAGGUUUUCCAAAUCCAUCAUGUCCAACAGAUGGGACAAAGCGAUUCUUCAGCAAACAGGAAGUGUAUGUCAUCGGAGCUGACAAUACCUGUAUGCUACAAGAAAAUAAAGAGAAAUUUUGCAAUGGACCUCUGAAGCCAAGAAAACAGUAUUUGUUUAAAUUUCGAGCCACAAAUAUUAAAGGACAAUUUACAGAUUCAGAAUACUCUGAAGUUGUAAAAACUUUAGCUGAUGGACUGUCAGAACGGGCUGUAGAAAUUAUCCUGUCGGUUACACUGUGUGUGCUUUCUGUGAUACUGCUCGUGGCAGCAAUUUAUGCUUUUGCAAGGAUCAGACAGAAGCAGAAGGAGGGUGGAACAUAUUCCCCGCGAGAUGCCGAGAUCGUUGAUACCAAAUUCAAACUAGAUCAGUUAAUCACGGUGGCAGACUUGGAGCUUAAGGAUGAGAGAUUAACACGGCCUGUGAGUAAGAAGGCCUUUCUGCAGCACAUUGAGGAGCUGUGUGCCAAUAACAACCUAAAAUUUCAAGAAGAAUUUUCGGAGCUCCCAAAGUUUCUGGAAGAUCUUGCAGUAUCAGAUGCCGAUCUGCCAUGGAAUAGAUCCAAAAAUCGAUUUACAAACAUAAAGCCAUAUAACAAUAACCGAGUAAAGCUUAUAGCCGAUGCUGGUGUGCCAGGCUCAGAUUACAUCAAUGCAAGCUAUGUGUCUGGUUAUAUUUGUCCUAAUGAGUUUAUUGCUACACAAGGACCAUUGGCUGGAACUGUAGGUGACUUCUGGAGAAUGGUGUGGGAAACAAGAGCAAAGACCAUAGUAAUGCUUACUCAUUGUUUUGAGAAAGGCAGGAUUAGAUGCCAUCAAUAUUGGCCAGAGGACAACAAACCAGUUACAGUCUUUGGAGAUAUUGUGAUCACAAAAGUGGUAGAAGAUGUCCAAAUUGACUGGACCAUUCGUGACUUAAAAGUUGAACGGCAUGGAGAUUACAUGAUGGUACGUCAGUGUAAUUUUACUUCGUGGCCAGAACAUGGAGUUCCAGAAAACACUACAGCCUUGAUUCAUUUUGUAAAAAUGGUUAGAGCAAGUAGACCCCAUGAAAAUACACCAACGAUUGUACACUGCAGUGCAGGAGUUGGAAGAUCAGGGGUUUUUGUUGCAAUGGAUCACUUAAUCCAACAUAUUAACCACCAUGACUUUGUGGACAUUUAUGGUCUUGUAGCAGAGCUAAGAAGUGAACGAAUGUGCAUGGUGCAAAACCUGGCACAGUAUAUAUUUUUACAUCAGUGUGUUAUAGACCUAUUAGCUACCAAAGGCAGUAACCAGGCCAUCUGUUUUGUAAAUUACUCUGCACUUCAGAAAAUGGACUCUUUGGAUGCCAUGGAGGGUGAUGUUGAACUUGAAUGGGAAGAGACAACAAUGUAAUAUUCAGUAUCAGACAAAACUGUUACCUGUGGCAGAAGCCAAAAGAAGAGCAGAUACACAAAGAGACAGAAGCGCACAUUGACAACCGGUUAAUCCUGUGCCUUAAACUUUUGUCAGUGGUUAUGUCAUAUGUAGAGAAACACAAGACAUUCCAAUAUUUUGCACUGCUGUGGCCUAUGAGGGAAACAAUUAAAGAAGAAAGAAAGAAAGAAAGAAAGAAAGAGAAAGAAAGAAAGAAAAAAAAAACUAUCUUGAAAGAGAUAAGUAGAGCCAAACUGAACAUAAAGUGUUACUAUUCUCUUUGUGGAUACCCCUGUUUGAAUAAUUACUGUCUCUUUGUAAUAUAUAUAUAUAUAUAUAUAUAUAUAUAUAUAUAUAUAUAUAUAUAAUGUUAAGGAUUUGGAAUUCCAUGCUCUGAUCCUGAACAGCUGAAGGGUCACCCUGUGACAUAAGGGAAAUAUUUUGGCUUUUACACAGUACACAGUAGCUCUUCAGGGAUACUUGGGGCUAUUUAAGACUGCCAAUUGUUUAUUGUUCCUAUUUCAAUAUUUUGCAUAUAGUUGAUGAUAAAUUACCUUGUUUAUCUUUCUCUUUUUUAAUAUAUAAAAUACAUUGUAGAAUAAAGGUUUGAUUUACG